AUGCUACUACUUGCGGGUCUUGCACUUCAGAAAGCGACGCAGUAUCUUCAACAUCUCCAAACACUUGCUCACCUAAAUGUACAGCUGGUUCAAACGGCUGUGCGGCUUGCUCAGAUAGCACUACUUGCGGGUCUUGCACUUCAGAAAGCGACGCAGUAUCUUCUACAUCUCCAAACACUUGCUCACCUAAAUGCACAGCUGGCAGCAACCAUUGUACUACCUGUUCGGAUAGCACAACGUGUGGCACAUGUGAUUCAGCAACAGAUUUGUCAUCAGGAUCUUGUGUAUGUACAGCUGGAAAGUACCAUUGUGAGACUUGCGUAG
This is a messenger RNA of Blepharisma stoltei, 324 nucleotides long. The record is from the annotation of a GenBank genome assembly. Lineage: Eukaryota; Ciliophora; Heterotrichea; Heterotrichida; Blepharismidae.